UCAUAACUUCUUUCCGUAUGCUCUGUAUGAUGCUGCCAUUUAUCCGAAAUGACCACCCUGCCCUCACUGCCCAUGACACGCCCGAAGCUUACAGCCUUAGCCAGACAGAAGCUGCCUUGCUCCUCCAGAAAAAUUCCAAGGUCUCAAUUGAUCAAAGAAAAAGAUGACAUAGAUCAUUAUCUAGAGGUGAAUUUCAAAGGAUUAUCAAAAGAGGAGGUUGCAGCUUAUAGGAACUCCUACAAGAAGAAUAUCUGUGUGGACAUGCUGCGAGAUGGUUAUCAUAAGUCCUUCACCGAGCUCUUCGCUCUGAUGGAGCAGUGGGAUGCCCUGAGGGAGGCUGCGAGAGUCAGGUCCCUCUUCUGGCUGCAGAAGCCCCUGGAGGAGCAGCCUGAUAAACUGGAUUACUUCUACCAUUACCUGACCAGGGCUGAGGAGGCUGAGAGGAAAGAAUCCUUCGAAGAUGUAUAUAAUAACUUGUAUGCUCUGGCCUGUUACUUCAAUAAUUCUGAAGACAAGUGGGUAAGGAACCACUUCUAUGAACGAUGUUUUAAGAUUGCUCAGCUGAUCAAAAUUGACUGUGGGAAGAAAGAAGCCGAGGCACACAUGCAUAUGGGUCUUCUCUACGAGGAAGAUGGUCAGCUUCUGGAAGCUGCUGAGCAUUAUGAAGCAUUCCAUCAAUUGACGCAGGGGCGGAUAUGGAAGGAUGAGACAGGCCGCUCUCUCAACUUGUUGGCCUGUGAGAGUCUCCUGAGGACUUACAGAUUACUCUCAGACAAAAUGCUAGAAAAUAAAGAAUACAAACAGGCCAUCAAAAUUCUAAUAAAAGCUUCUGAAAUAGCCAAAGAAGGAAGUGACAAAAAGAUGGAAGCGGAAGCCUCUUACUACUUGGGCUUAGCACACUUAGCUGCUGAGGAAUAUGAAACAGCAUUAACAGUCCUUGACACUUACUGUAAAAUCUCCACAGACCUGGAUGAUGAUCUCAGUCUGGGGAAAGGCUAUGAAGCCAUAGCCAAGGUCCUGCAGAGCCAAGGAGAGAUGACAGAAGCAAUUAAAUACUUGAAAAAAUUUGUGAAAAUUGCAAGAAACAAUUUUCAAAGCCUAGAUUUUGUGAGAGCAAGUACAAUGCUUGGGGACAUCUACAAUGAAAAAGGAUACUACAACAAAGCUUCUGAAUGCUUUCAGCAAGCUUUUGACACAACAGUAGAGCUAAUGAGCAUGCCUCUGAUGGAUGAGACAAAAGUUCACUAUGGAAUAGCAAAAGCUCAUCAGAUGAUGCUUACAGUGAACAACUAUAUAGAGUCUGCAGAUCUCACCAGCCUCAACUACCUGCUGUCAUGGAAGGAGAGCAGAGGUGACAUUGAACCUGAUCCAGUUACUGAAGAGUUUAGAGGAUCCACAGUGGAAGCUGUGUCUCAAAACUCAGAACAUUUGGAAGAACUCAGUAGGUAUGAUAAAUCAAGUAUGGAGAGUUUUUUAUUAGGUCUCCAGUUACAUGAGGUAGCUUGUGGGGACGGCUGGAUUCCGCAGGGUGGCCCCGGAGGGGAAUCCAAAGAACCCGGCAGGGGUGGCAUUCCGCUGAGUAUUCGGGUUCUCCGGGGCUCCGGGGCAGACCGCGCGGGCUUGGGACGCUUCCCCGGCUUUGGGCCGCGGCGGAGCGGCCGGCGGAGGCACCAAGUACAGGCCUGGGCUACCUCCGCCAAAUGGGCGGCGAAGGCAUCGCCAGGGCAUCUGCGCUCUGGCUCUGGAGAAAAGGCUUUGAGAAAAGCCAGAAGGCAGCGAGGUCGAUGGUAA
Molecule: messenger RNA, 1791 nt
Organism: Nomascus leucogenys (northern white-cheeked gibbon)
Lineage: Eukaryota; Metazoa; Chordata; Mammalia; Primates; Hylobatidae
Gene: TTC29
Product: tetratricopeptide repeat domain 29
Exons: 12
Coding region: 49-1791 (580 amino acids)
Molecular function (GO): protein binding
Source: RefSeq, a predicted model, not a curated record